ACUUUUCUUCUCACCUUCUCUCCACCUUCCACCACAAACCGUUUCCAAAGUCAUAAUAAUAUUCCUCUAUAGAAGGAUCUAGAAACCCCUAAACUGCUCUUUUAUACCCCAUUCCUCUCUUGCAACUUCCUCACCCUGCAUUCAUCUUCUUCUUUCAAUCCUCUGUAAAUUCUCUAUUUUCUUCAUCAAUGGCGGACACCGAGACCUUUGCGUUUCAAGCCGAGAUCAACCAGCUCUUGAGUCUCAUCAUCAACACCUUCUACAGCAACAAGGAGAUCUUCCUUCGUGAACUUAUUAGCAACUCGUCUGAUGCUCUGGAUAAAAUUCGCUUUGAAAGCUUGACUGACAAGAGUAAGCUAGAUGCACAACCCGAGCUUUUCAUUCACAUCGUUCCCGACAAGACCAACAACACCUUGACCAUCAUUGAUAGCGGAGUUGGAAUGACCAAAGCUGAUUUGGUGAACAAUUUGGGUACCAUUGCAAGAUCUGGUACCAAAGAGUUCAUGGAAGCGAUAGCUGCGGGUGCUGAUGUAAGCAUGAUCGGACAAUUUGGUGUCGGUUUCUACUCUGCCUAUUUGGUUGCUGAUAAGGUUGUGGUGACAACCAAACACAACGACGAUGAACAAUACGUUUGGGAGUCUCAAGCAGGCGGGUCGUUUACAGUGACUAGAGACACCUCUGGUGAAUCUCUUGGCAGAGGAACCAAAAUGACACUCUACUUGAAAGAAGACCAGCUAGAAUACCUUGAAGAACGCAGGCUUAAAGAUCUGAUCAAGAAGCACUCAGAGUUCAUCAGCUACCCAAUCUCUUUAUGGAUCGAGAAAACCACCGAAAAAGAGAUUUCUGAUGAUGAAGACGAGGAGGAGAAGAAAGAGGAAGAAGGGAAAGUAGAGGAAGUUGAUGAGGAAAAAGAGAAGGAAGAAAAGAAGACGAAGAAGAUCAAGGAAGUGUCUCAUGAGUGGGAUUUGGUAAACAAACAAAAGCCGAUUUGGAUGAGGAAACCCGAAGAGAUUACGAAGGAUGAAUAUGCUGCGUUUUACAAGAGUUUGACCAACGACUGGGAAGAACACCUGGCUGUGAAGCAUUUCUCAGUUGAGGGUCAACUCGAAUUCAAAGCCAUUCUAUUUGUUCCCAAACGGGCUCCAUUCGACCUAUUCGACACAAAGAAGAAGCCGAACAACAUCAAGCUUUACGUCCGACGUGUCUUUAUCAUGGACAACUGUGAAGAACUGAUUCCGGAAUACCUCAGUUUUGUAAAGGGUAUUGUGGAUUCUGAAGAUCUUCCGCUUAACAUCUCUAGAGAGAUGUUGCAGCAGAACAAGAUUUUGAAGGUGAUCCGCAAGAAUUUGGUGAAGAAGUGCAUUGAGCUGUUUCAAGAGAUUGCUGAGAACAAGGAGGAUUACAACAAGUUUUAUGAAGCUUUCUCGAAGAAUCUUAAGUUGGGUAUCCAUGAGGAUUCGCAAAACAAAACUAAGCUCGCGGAACUUCUUCGUUACCAUUCGACGAAGAGCGGAGACGAGAUGACCAGCUUGAAGGACUACGUGACCCGGAUGAAGGAGGGUCAAAACGACAUUUACUACAUCACGGGUGAAAGCAAGAAGGCCGUUGAGAACUCUCCGUUUUUGGAGAAGUUAAGGAAGAAGGGGUACGAGGUGUUGUACAUGGUGGACGCGAUUGACGAGUACGCGGUCGGUCAACUGAAAGAAUUCGAGGGAAAGAAGUUGGUUUCCGCAACUAAGGAAGGGUUGAAGCUUGAAGAAACCGAGGACGAGAAACAAAAGCAAGAAGCGUUGAAAGCUAAGUUUGAGGGUCUGUGCAAGGUGAUCAAGGAUGUGUUGGGUGACAAGGUGGAAAAGGUGAUUGUUUCGGACCGUGUGGUGGAUUCCCCGUGCUGUUUGGUUACCGGUGAGUACGGGUGGACCGCAAACAUGGAGAGAAUUAUGAAAGCGCAAGCGUUGAGGGAUUCAAGCAUGGCUGGUUAUAUGUCGAGCAAGAAGACUAUGGAGAUCAACCCCGAGAACCCGAUUAUGGAGGAGCUGAGGAAGAGGGCUGACGCUGAUAAGAACGACAAGUCGGUGAAGGAUUUGGUGAUGUUGCUGUUUGAGACGUCGUUGUUGACUUCUGGUUUCAGUUUGGAUGACCCGAACACGUUUGGCAACCGGAUUCAUAGAAUGUUGAAGCUCGGUUUGAGCAUCGAUGAGGACGGUGAUGGUGACAUUGACAUGCCUGCUCUUGAGGAAACUGAAGGUGAUGCAGAGAGUAAGAUGGAGGAAGUUGAUUAAGUGGAAAAAUUUCUAGUUUUUGAUUUUGAUAUGCUGCUUUUACUUUUGUUGGAUUUGGUGGUUUUUCUAAACUUUUAGUCAUUCUGGUUAUGGCAUUUUUUUUUAAAAUAUUUUGCAAGGGCUCCAAAUGAAAAUAACUUUCAACAAGGUCAAUCCCAUUGGUCCUAUACAAAUGGCCAUUCUAGUUUUUCAGUUAUCAAAUUAGCUCUGUUUGUAUGCAAGGAUGUUUGGGUACACGAAGGUGAGCUCGCUAAUAAACAAUCUCGACCAGAUUAUGAUUA
This is a messenger RNA of Helianthus annuus (common sunflower), 2563 nucleotides long. Its product is annotated as heat shock cognate protein 80. Gene Ontology annotation, cellular component: perinuclear region of cytoplasm; protein-containing complex; cytosol. Gene Ontology annotation, molecular function: ATP-dependent protein folding chaperone; ATP binding; ATP hydrolysis activity. The record is from RefSeq and is a predicted model, not a curated record. The transcript is spliced from 3 exons. The coding region runs from base 189 to 2282 and encodes 697 amino acids. Gene Ontology annotation, biological process: cellular response to heat; protein stabilization; protein folding. NCBI's taxonomy places the organism in Eukaryota, Viridiplantae, Streptophyta, Magnoliopsida, Asterales, Asteraceae.